GAGGGAGGGAGAGGCUAGGAGGACCUUGGCCAGCGGGCAGAAUGGCAGUUGGUAGAGGAAGGGAGCAAGGGGGUGUUUCCUGGGACAGGGGGGCGGAGACCUGGAGACUAUAGGCUCCCCCAGGACUCAAGUUCAUUGAGUUUCUGCAGACACUGAACGGCUUUCAGUCUUCCCGCUGUGACUAUCACCUGUGGGCUCCACCUGCCUGCACCUUUAGUCAGCACCUUUAGCCAGCACCUGCGCCAGACCCCAGCAAUGGCGAACCAUGCGCCCUUCGAAACGGAUAUCAGCACCCUGACCCGCUUCGUCAUGGAGCAGGGCAGGAAGGCUCAGGGCACGGGGGAGUUGACCCAGCUGCUGAAUUCGCUCUGCACCGCGAUCAAAGCCAUCUCGUCUGCGGUGCGCCAGGCGGGCAUCGCACAGCUGUGAGUUAGGCCUCUGGCUGCCGCAUCUUAUCCGUUAGAACGACUGGGGUCUGCUUCUCUGGACCCCUGCUGGGUCCUGAUGGGUCUGGUUGCCAGUGUCGCAUCUGACAGUUAAGAUUCUGCUCUGCUGCACACAGCCCUCGUUCCCUUCUCCUGGUGCACAAUUGCCGGAUCUCUUCUGGUCUCAACUCUCCUUUUCGCUCCUCCCAGAUUCCUGGUAUAACUAUGGUAUCGCUGGCUCAACCAAUGUGACUGGGGAUCAAGUAAAGAAGCUGGACAUACUUUCCAAUGACCUGGUGAUCAAUAUGCUGAAGUCGUCCUACGCUACCUGUGUUCUUGUGUCUGAAGAAAACACAAAUGCCAUCAUAAUCGAACCUGAGAAGAGGGGCAAAUAUGUUGUCUGUUUCGAUCCCCUUGAUGGCUCAUCCAACAUUGACUGCCUUGUGUCCAUCGGAACCAUUUUUGGCAUUUACAGAAAGAAAAGUACUGAUGAGCCUUCUGAGAAGGAUGCUCUGCAGCCCGGCCGGGACCUGGUGGCAGCCGGGUAUGCGCUCUAUGGCAGUGCCACCAUGUUGGUCCUUGCCAUGGAUUGUGGUGUCAACUGCUUCAUGCUGGACCCGUCCAUUGGAGAAUUCAUUAUGGUGGACAGGGACGUGAAGAUGAAGAAGAAAGGUAACAUCUACAGCCUUAAUGAGGGUUAUGCCAAGGACUUUGACCCUGCCAUCAAUGAGUAUCUCCAGAGGAAAAAGUUCCCUCCGGAUGGUUCAGCCCCCUAUGGUGCCCGGUAUGUGGGGUCCAUGGUGGCUGAUAUUCACCGCACUCUGGUAUAUGGAGGGAUCUUUUUAUACCCCGCCAACAAGAAAAGCCCAAGUGGAAAGCUGCGGCUGCUGUAUGAGUGCAACCCCAUAGCUUAUGUCAUGGAGAAGGCCGGUGGGCUCGCCACCACGGGGGACAAAGAUAUAUUAGACAUCGUUCCCACCGAGAUCCACCAGAAGGCACCAGUCGUCAUGGGGUCCUCUGAAGAUGUGCAGGAGUUCCUGGAGAUCUACAGGAAGCACAAAGCCAAGUGAAGGCCAGCCUUGCCCCUGCCCCAGAGCAGAGCUCAAGUGACGCUACUCCAUUCUGCAUGUUGUACAUUCCUAGAAACAAACCUAACAGCGUGGAUAGUUUCACAGCUUAAUGCUUUGCAAUGCCCAAGGUCACUUCAUCCUCAUGCUAUAAUGCCACUGUAUCAGGUAAUAUAUAUUUUGAGUAGGUGAAGGAGAAAUAAACACAUCUUUCCUUUAUAAAUUA
Molecule: messenger RNA, 1718 nt
Organism: Mus musculus (house mouse)
Lineage: Eukaryota; Metazoa; Chordata; Mammalia; Rodentia; Muridae
Gene: Fbp1
Product: fructose bisphosphatase 1
Exons: 7
Coding region: 731-1495 (254 amino acids)
Biological process (GO): cellular hyperosmotic salinity response; carbohydrate metabolic process; negative regulation of cell growth
Cellular component (GO): nucleus; cytoplasm; extracellular region
Molecular function (GO): AMP binding; monosaccharide binding; metal ion binding
Source: RefSeq, a predicted model, not a curated record